GGGGUGCGUCAAGUCGCAAGAAGUGAAGCUCGCUUGCCUAAAAGAAGCAGGGAUUCCGAACGCGGCGAAGAAAUUGAACGCCCAAGACCCGUUGCUGCAGUAUGCUUUCAAACCCCAAGAGAUUUGGGAGCUCAUGUGUAAAAUCAUGAGCAUGUGGCAGAAGGGCGAGGUCAAAGGCCAAAAACUGAAGCCGGCUGCGAGGAGCUUCUUGAAAGCGGACCAGGAUCUGAAACCGAGUGAGUCCGAGGGCGCGAAGAAAAGCCAGCGUGGGAAGAGGCUUGAUAGGGCGGCUGCGAAGGAACAAGAAAUUGCGCUUCUUUAUCCACGGGUGCAACUGCAGGGUAACAAGGUCCCCAUGGUCACCGAGGACAUCUCAGCGCAACACUGGAUAGCCAUGGGUAGUAUGGCUCCAGAGAACGCCGUCCCUAUCCUCCUUGAGGUCAUUGCGAAACAGAUCUCGCUUAAGGAGAUGGAGAAGAAGUUCCAACUUAUCAAGCAAAUCGCCUACGUCUGCAAGGCAUUCGCAGUGGGGGUGGGUGUUGUUGACUUCAAGGACGCCGAGAAGGAGUAUCCUCUCCACACAAAGAAAGAGAUUUUGAAGAAGUUCGUUGGUGGUAUCAGAAGGGGUCAGACAAGUAUCCCCGCACUGGAUGGCCAUAUUAAACGGACCAUUGAAUGGAAGAACAAUGAGAGGAGACUGCAAGCGAAGAACGCUAUUCACGCAUUCCGUACGAAACCUCUCCUGGAACCGUUCGUCGAGUGGACGGAGGUGACACACGACAACGACUCUGCGGAAGUGAAAAUUAUCAAUGGCGACAUGCGCUUGUUGUCGAAGCUGCGGACAGAAAAGUUGCCGAUAUCUCUGGCUAUUUUCGACUUCCCUUACGGGUUCGCGCACGAGGGCUACACAUCUGAUAAUGAGUCGUUUCUGGAGUCGGACGUUGUGGAGGUUCUUCACAAUCUGAAGGACGUUUCCAGUGCCGUUGUGGACAGUUGCGGGAUUUUGUUCCGUGGACAUGCUUCCUUCCAUCCGUUCCACGUUCCGGGAGGUUUGCAACGUAGGGCAGGAGCUUUUGACGUGGUGCAAGCCUAAUGUGACGAAUCCGGGUGGGCCGCGGCUUGUGAGUGCGACCGAAUUCUGCGUGCUCGCCUACUACAGUGAGAGUGGGCAGCGCGAGAUGGCGCAUUACAAUUU
Messenger RNA from Chara braunii, 1195 nucleotides. The record is from the annotation of a GenBank genome assembly. NCBI's taxonomy places the organism in Eukaryota, Viridiplantae, Streptophyta, Charophyceae, Charales, Characeae.